Schistosoma haematobium is the source of this 831-nucleotide messenger RNA. RefSeq lists its product as uncharacterized. The coding region runs from base 1 to 831 and encodes 276 amino acids. The record is from RefSeq and is a predicted model, not a curated record. The transcript is spliced from 4 exons. Lineage: Eukaryota; Metazoa; Platyhelminthes; Trematoda; Strigeidida; Schistosomatidae.
AUGGAUUGCUUUAAAUGUGGUGAUAUUGAACAUAUUCAGUCCGUUUGUAAUACUACUGUUCAUCUCGCUGCAACUAAUAUUAAGUCUUGUACUUCUAAUUCUAUUAAGUUGAGUAUUUAUAAUGAUCAUUUGCCUUUAUCAAAGAUUUCAAAAGACAGUAAUCCUUGCGAGAUAACAGUUUCUAAUCAAUCGAUUUAUCACAUUUCUCAAGUUAUUGUACAAGAUAUGGUUUUUCUCAAUGAUUCACUUAUUUCUGACGAAAUUUCUUGCAAAUCUGAGGAAAAUAUAUUGAAUGAACAUAGUCAUGAUCGAAAACGUGAUGAAGUUUUGAUAGAUGCUGAUUUUUCUAGUGAUCCUUUACUCUGCAACUACAUUCUUAAUAAAUUUGAGGAAACUAUUUCAGAAGAAUCAAAUCGUCAUGUUCUAUCAAAUAUUAUUUGUCCUCAUAAUGCCUUUGUUUCUUGUGGGAAACUUGUUCAAUGCGAAGCACAAGUACUAAAUGAGCUCGAGUUUGAUUACAGUUCAAAUGAUUUCAUAUCAACUGCUGUUUAUCCUCAUCACGAAGUCAAUUCUAAUGUUUACUCUGAUCAAUCUGAGAAAUAUAUAGUGGUUGCGGUACACAACCAACACGUUGAUUGUAUACAAUCCCAGGAACCAAGUGAGACUGUUCCGAUUUCGGUUGUAAAUUCCAAUACUAAUGAGCACAUUCUACAUAAUACAGAGUUUUUAUCCAAUACAAUGUCGGACAGACACAGGAUGAACUUAAGAAGACGUACCAUCGAUUAUAGACACUUUGACUAUAAUUUAAGAUGUGGCGGAUGUGGUGUAUGA